AACACUCAAGUGAAUGGGAUCAUUUCCCAAUACCUGAAAUGUGAAUGAACUGUUUUUGUUGCAUCUAAUGGGUAAACUUCUUCAACUAUUCCAGUUCAGUCCUUUGUCUCAUGCAUAUGAAGUUCUCUGGUAUGAUGGGUUGACCAGGGUGUCCAUGGAAAUACAAACAAAUCAAGGGUUUCAGUAGUCAAGAAUUUUGACACGUUGUUUUCAUAUGCUUUGCAUGUCUUUCUAAAGGAAAUUCCAUGAAACUGGCCCAUCAAAAUGACAUCUUCAAGGUAUUUUUAUAUUUGAGCAUUCCACUAUUUCCCACGUUUGAGUGCAUUCACUCGUGGCUAAUUGAAUCAACCACCUCCUGAGCAUUUAAUAGUUCUCAGUGACUCUGAAAGACGGACUGUUAUUAGAGCUUUCUUUCUUAUGCUCAUCAUUGUCAUGUAGUGUCAUCUUAAGGGAGGAGUCGAGAAGGCAAGGUGAUUCCACAUACAAAUACAAUCACCUGGAAACAUCCUUAACUUGAUCUCACACCAUCACGGAGACGAAGACACUUCUGAAAGGUCUGACAUAACAGGCACAAUGUUACAAUCCUUGUGGCUCAUUCUCAUGCUGGAUUUCGGAAAUGGACCUUCAGUCGAAGCUUUUCUGAGGUUGAUGAAUGGUAUCGACUCCUGUUCUGGACGAGUGGAGGUUCUCUAUAAUGGAAUAUGGGGAACAGUGUGUGAUGAUGACUGGGAUCUGAGAGAUGCUGCAGUGGUGUGUAGAGAGAUGGGCUGUGGGAAUGUAAUAGAGGCAAAGAGUUUUGCUUAUUUUGGACAGGGAUCAGGACAGAUAUGGAUGGAUGAUGUAAACUGUGCUGGCACCGAGUCCUCACUAAAGAACUGUACAACAAUUGGAUGGGGAACACACAACUGUGGACAUCAUGAAGACGCUGGAGUCAUCUGUGAAGCCAUUAUUAGGUUGGUAAAUGGCAGUGACUCCUGUUCUGGACGAGUGGAGGUUCUCUAUAAUGGAACAUGGGGAACCGUGUGUGAUGACGGCUGGGAUCUGUCAGAUGCUGCAGUGGUGUGUAAAGAACUGGACUGUGGGAGUGUGAUAGAGGCAAAAAGUGCUGCUUAUUUUGGACAAGGUUUAGGACCUGUAUGGAUAAGUGAUGCACAAUGUACUGGGAUUGAGGCCUCAUUGAUGAACUGUACAUCAACAAGAUGGGGAAUACAGACCUGUGGACAUUUAAAAGAUGCUGGAGCCACUUGUAAUAAUGUGAAGCUGGUGAAUGGUGUCAGUGAAUGUGACGGAAGAGUUCAGAUUCGCCAUCGUGAGCAGUGGGGAGCAGUGUGUUACACUGGUUGGGAUCUACAAGAUGCUACAGUGUUGUGUCAAGAGCUGGACUGUGGAGAGAUUGCAGAGCCAAAGGCGUAUGUGGGUCCCUCAGUCGAGAAAACAUUGAUGAAUAAUGUUAUCUGUACGGGAAAUGAGCGGAGUGUGAGGGACUGUCCUUUUACUGAAUGGGAUGUGGGCAGUUGUUUGGAUACGCUUCAUGCGGGAGUUUUUUGCCAAAAAACUGUGAAACGAGUUGUGGUGAGGAUUAUGGUGAAGGCCAAGGUUGAAUUCAAUGUCAAUGACCCACAAAUCAAGAAGGAUCUUUUGGACAAGAUAAGGAAAGUGGUGCAAAUGACAGGGAAGUAUAGUGUGAACUGGAGAACACAGUCUGAUGGGCAGGUAUUUCAGAAACAGAAAACAGCCACAGGACCUUUUUGAAAGACAGAAAAGCAUGAAAACACAGACUCUAACCCUAAUUAUGAUAAAGUAGUGCUAUUUUCUCUGUUGCUUCCCUGUCUUAUUAUCAAAAGUCAUAAAAAAUGUGGUAGGUGGGGCUCAAGUAACAUCAAGUGCUAGUCAGUCAAAUCAGACCUUCCCACAUAAUUUGCCUGAGAAAGAAAUGCCUUAUGAAAGUGCUGACUUAUAUUUACAGCUCUUUCAAACAUUAGAAUAAUGAAUAUUAUAUUAUGUGGAAAUGAAAUGUGUAUAUAAUGUGCGGUUGCUUCCUGGUGUCAGAGAGACCAAAGUGAAAAAAAAGUAGAAGAUUUUAACAUUUAUUUACGAGAAUUGUACUUUCUGUGACACGAUUAAUCGAUUUUAGAUACAUUUAUUUAAUAAGAUGUAACACAAUAUAAAUUAAUACAUAUUACAGAAUUUAAAUAUUUUAGGUUAUGUUAGGUUGUGCUGUAAAAUACAUUGCAUCAGAAAUCAAAUAAACAUGAACUUGUACAGAAAAUCAAAGUUUUACAUUUUUAUUUUCCUUUCACCUCCAACCAAUGACAAUGGCCUUCAAAAUGAUGUCAAAACUUCACUGACUUUGACCUGCUGCAACCUAAACAAUGAUGUUCUUUAUAUUAUCCUUGACAGUUUACAAACUCUUCUAAAAUGUCUUCAUCGUCUGGAUGAUUCUGCAAGAACUGCUGUUCUCUUGAAUUGGUCAUGAAAGGUAAUUUCUUAAGCGGC
Molecule: messenger RNA, 2496 nt
Organism: Pimephales promelas (fathead minnow)
Lineage: Eukaryota; Metazoa; Chordata; Actinopteri; Cypriniformes; Leuciscidae
Source: RefSeq, a predicted model, not a curated record